This is a messenger RNA of Oryzias latipes (Japanese medaka), 3404 nucleotides long. It is a transcript of the gene exoc3, whose product is annotated as exocyst complex component 3. Gene Ontology annotation, cellular component: exocyst. The record is from RefSeq and is a predicted model, not a curated record. Gene Ontology annotation, biological process: exocytosis; exocyst localization. Gene Ontology annotation, molecular function: SNARE binding. NCBI's taxonomy places the organism in Eukaryota, Metazoa, Chordata, Actinopteri, Beloniformes, Adrianichthyidae.
AAAGUAGGCGGUUCUCGGAGGCAAAUACGGAAGUGACGUCACACAAUAGCAAGGACGUUUAAACGGACUUUAUUUGUUUUAUUUUUCCUAGAUUUGCACCCAGAGUUCCAGUUGAUUCCGUGACUGUAUGAGGUUUAGACUGUGCAGUGUUAUUGAAUAGUUGCAUGAAGCUCUGGACUCGACUCCACGCAGCAGCAAAAUGGAGGAGACCAGUCGGGAGGCGGUUGCCACUGCAGUGCAGCGCGUGGCGGGGAUGCUGCAAAGGUCGGACCAGCUGGACAAAGUAGAGCAGUACAGAAGAAGAGAGGCACGCAAGAAGGCUUCUGUGGAAGCCAGACUGAAGGCGGCGAUCCAGUCUCAGCUGGACGGCGUGCGCACAGGACUGACCCAGCUUCACAGCGCUCUGCUGGACGUCAAAGACAUCCAGGGCUCUCUGGCUGAUGUGAGCAAAGACUGGAGGCAGAGCAUCAACACCAUCGAGAGCCUCAAAGACGUCAAGGACGCCGUGGUUCAGCACAGUCAGCUGGCCUCUGCCGUAGAAAACCUCAAGAACAUAUUUUCCGUCCCGGAGAUUGUCCAAGAGACCCAGCAGCUGAUAGAGCAGGCGGAGCUGCUGCAGGCCCACAGGAAGCUGAUGGAGUUGGAGUGUUCCCGGGAUGACCUCAUGUACGAACAGUACCGGAUGGACAGCAAGAACACCAGCGACAUGAACCUCAUCUCCAUCUACUUUGAAGAUGUUCAAUCGCUGUCAGAUGAGCUGGCCAAGCAGUUAUGGAUGGUUCUGCAGAGGUCCAUGGUCACAGUUCGCCGUGACCCCACCAUGCUGGUGUCGGUUAUUCGCAUCAUUGAGCGGGAGGAGAAGAUUGAUCGGCGAAUGGUUGACCGAAGGAAACAGACCGGAUUCAUCCCACCUGGGAGACCCAAACACUGGAAGGACAAGAUGUUUCAGGUUCUGGAGCACACCGUCAGCACUCGCAUCGAGGGCACGCAGUCCGUGACCAGGGAGGCGGACAAGAUGUGGCUGGUUCGCCUACUGGAGAUAACCAGGAAGUACGUGGUGGAUGACCUCAUCAUUGUCAAAAACCUCAUGGUGCAGUGCUUCCCCCCUCACUACAACACCUUCAACAGAUUCUUUAGCCUCUACCACGCUGCUGUGUCUGCUCGAGUCAAAGAACUGGCCUCUGAGGACCUGGAGGCCAAUGAGAUUGUAUCGCUGCUCACCUGGGUUUUGAACACCUAUAAGAGCGCGGAGAUGAUGGGGCAUCCAGAUCUGUUUUCAGAGUGUGACAUCAACCAGUUGGAGCCUCUGCUACCAAAGGAGGUUGUGGACCACCUGCUGAGUAAAUACAUCCAGACCUUCACACUGAAUAUAACCGGGUGGCUACGGAAGGCUCUGGAAACGGACAAGAAGGACUGGCACAAAGACAGCGAGCCCGAGGCUGACCAGGACGGGUACUACCAGACCACUCUGCCCGCCAUCGUCUUUCAGAUGUUUGAGCAGAACCUGCAAGUUGCUGCACAGAUUGACGGAGAGUUCAAAGGCCAGGUUCUGAAGCUGUGUCUCAAGCAGAUGAACUCUUUCCUCAUCAGGUACCGCGAGGAGGCAGUGGCCUACAAGGAGGAGCACCUCAGAGACCGGCAGCUGCCUCCGUGUUAUGUACACUAUAUGAUCGCCAUCAUCAACAACUGCCAGACAUUCAAAGAGUCCAUCAACAGUCUGAAGAGGAAGUACUCUCAGUCCUCCGAGCCCACCGAAAGCGACGCCGCCAUUGACAAGACGCUCGGCGGCGUGGCAAAAGAUGGAUGCCAGUUUCUCCUGGACGAGGUCUUUCUUGAUCUGGAACAUCACCUGAACGAGCUCCUGACCCGGAAGUGGCUGAGCGGCUCUCAUGCUGUGGACACCAUCUGUGUGACGGUGGAGGACUAUUUCAACGACUUCAAUAAAAUCAAAAAGCCCUUCAACCAGGAGAUGACGAAGGAGGCGCUGCGGAGGGUGGUGGUGGAGUACAUCAAAGCAGUGAUGCAGAAGAGGAUGAGCUUCAAAAACGCUGAUGAGAGGAGGGAGGGCGCAGAGAGGAUGAUCAGGGAAGCCGACCAGUUCAGUUUCCUCUUCAGGAAGCUGGCGGCGGGCGAAGACACAGAGCGUCUGUGCGGCGCCAUCACCGCCAUCGCUGAGGUGUUUAAGCUGACCGAUCCCACGCUCCUGUUCCUGGAAGUCACCACGCUGGUGUCCAAAUACCCCGAUAUCAGGGAGGACCACAUCCAGGCGCUGCUCACCGUUCGAGGCGACGCCAGCAGAGAGAUGCGGCAGAUGAUCAUCGGGACUCUGAGCGAGAACAAGGUGGCCAGCUCUGCCGCUUCGCAGCCCAUCUUCAGAGACAUUCCUGUCCCCACCAUGUCCAUGACCUCCAUGACCUCCAUGGCAACUUCAAAGCUGCUCAAAUAAAGCGGGAACCACCUCUUGAAUCUUCUCCCUCCACAUUUGAUUUCAGGUUUUUCUUCUCAUUUGUGCUUCAGCAUCUAUAAACCCAGAGCUGUAAACAUAACUGCAGGGUUUCAGGUUUCAGAUGACUGAGCUGCAGGUAGGACGUUUCAAAGGUUCGGUCCUGCUUGUGACCAUGCCCAAUGUCAUUUUCUCAUGGUGAAGUGACUGAAGCAAGCCCCCAUCUGAGGCACCAUUGCCUAAGCUCCGGUUCAGUCUACAGCAGCUUGACUCUUUCAGUUUUUGAAUGUUUGGUUUGAUCCGGUAAAGUCCAUCACAGGGUUUUUGACCGCCAUUUUUUAUUAAUUUCAAUGUUCGUUAUGAAGAAACGGGGAAUGUUUACACUAAUCUUCCGCUGAUGAGGGAUUGAAACAUUUUCAGUUCAAAGGAAGAUGCAGUGUAGAUGCAUGAUGACCACUGGACAAACAGAAAAACCUGGAUUGGUGGGGGCAGCAUGAUGAUAAGGGGGGCAUCAGUGGAGAUGGGAUAUUGUCACUACAAACAGAUGUCAGGACCUAAAAACUCCACAGGCUGGGACUGUAUCCUCAAGAUGCAACAUGCACCCAAAAAAAAAACUACACGCGUGGCUUAAUUUUUGACUUAAAAAUAUAAUUAUUUUAUCAAAUACAGUGUCACAUAUUUGUAAGAUUUUUAAAAAACUGAAAAUAAAUGUGUGCCUCUUUUCUUUUGAAGUUUAAAUAUCCAAAAAUGUUAAUGUCUAGUUAUAUUUUUGCUUUGUCAGUUUGGGUUUCACAAAACGACAUGUCAUUGCAUAAACAUUUGUCACUUUCUUAGACUUAAGUAACUUAAUACGGUUACUGACUUUGAAAUCACUUGAAUUAAUGAGUUGGGUGGUAAUUUAAAAACAAUGUAAAAUACUUGGGAUGUUUGAUUGCAAAAUAAAAAUUAGAUUGAAAAUUGA